AUGCUUUUACAUUAUGUAAUUCUUAUCUUGUCAAGUGUAAUUCUCGUUGAUAGUGCCGGAUUUUCAGUUCAAUUGCAGAAGGUCAAAAGUGAGUGAGAGGUGUUCCUCGAUCAAAAUAAAUAAAAUUUCAGCCAAUAAGACCAAAGUUCUUCAAGACGUUUACGGUCAAAAACUAAACAACAAACAGGAUGUGGAGUACCGCGGAAUCAUGUCGCUCGGCACCCCUCCACAAAAGUUUAACGUUGUGUUUGACACGGGCUCAGACAUUUUGUGGGUACCUCACAAAGGAUGCAAAUCUCAAGGUCCCGUAGUCAAGAAUUGUAAAUCUGGAGAGAAUGUUUAUGAUGAAAAGGCAUCAACGACCAGUGAGCCGACUGGGAAACAGUUUGCAAUUGAAUAUGGGACUGGAACAGCACAGGGAAAAUAUUUUAAGGACGUGCUUGCGGUGAGUUUUGUCGUGAGGGAUGAAAACGGGAACAGUGGUCCCAAAAUCCCCGAUUUUGUAUGCAGUAUAUUGUUACAGAUAGCCCAUAUCAACCAGACUAUACGGGGUGGGCCCCUCGAAACGGCCAAGUUGUUUCUUUGAAUUUCUCCGCGGAGACUCCGCCGAUUUUUCCAAAAUUUAGAUUUUUCUGAAGCUGAGACCCGUCAUUUUCAACCGACUGAAUUUCAAAAAAAUAUAUUUUUAAUUGACCUUUCCAUGCCUUCUCAAAGUUUUGAAAAAUUAUUUUCAGGCCGAAACCGCUAAAACUUUAGAAAAUUUUUGGAAUGAUUUUUAAAACUUGGCCAUUUUUCCGAGUUCUUGGGUGAAAUUUUCUUUGUUUCCACCCUGUAUUUUUAUUUUUCUCAUUGUUGAAAUUAAUUUUUAGUUCGGCGACCCCUCCGGACCUCAACUCAAGUUCAAGAACAAGGUUCUCUUCGGCGCCGGAACCCAAAUGACCUUCUCCGACGAAGGCAUCCUUGGCCUCGCUUUUCCUGUUAGAGGUGCUGAGGACACAUCGAUCUUUCUGCAAGCUAUGAAAGAGGGCAUCUUGGAUAAACCAAUCUUUACCACCUACAUGAAAAAGUGUAAUGGCAGCUGUGAUGAUGGAGGUUUAAUUACAUUCGGCGAUGAGGAUAAGAAGCAUUGUGGAGAAGUUCGGGGAUAUGUAGAUGUAAAGAAGAACGCGUCUCAUUGGAAAUUCAAGAUGGAUGGAUUUCAAAGUAAGCAGACUAAGAGCAAUUUAGCUAUUCCACAGAGGCUAGUUUAAUUACAACUUGAUCGCUUACAAUUUGAAUCAUGUCUUUUCUUCCAAAUCCUUCAUUUUCAGUCGGGAAACUCUACAAAUUCAAAGUCCAAGAAGCGAUUACUGACACCGGAACUUCAGUAAUUGUAGUCCCCGAAAAGUUAAUGGAACCCAUUGCCAAUGCCAUCAACGCCACACCAUAUGGAGAGACUUACAUGGUCCCAUGCUCCAAAAAGUUCCAACUCGGCCUUAAACUCGGAGGCAAAACUUAUUUCAUCGACUCGCAUCAGCUCUUAUUAAAUGGCGGCGGCGGUGGGUUUUGCCAGUUGGCGAUUGCCCCAGGCAACUUCGGCUUUUGGAUUCUGGGCGAUCCAUUCAUUCGGCAGUUUUGCCAGGUUCAUAAUAUGGAAAAGCGACAGGUCGGGUUCGCUCCCGCUAAAUUCUGA
This is a messenger RNA of Bursaphelenchus xylophilus (pine wood nematode), 1672 nucleotides long. The record is from the annotation of a GenBank genome assembly. Lineage: Eukaryota; Metazoa; Nematoda; Chromadorea; Rhabditida; Aphelenchoididae.